CGGGCGAAGGCCGCGAUGGAUCCCAACAGGAUCAUCCAGGCGCUGAAGGGCACCAUAGACCCCAAGCUGCGCGUCGCCGCCGAGAACGAGCUCAACCAGUCCUAUAAGAUCAUCAACUUUGCUCCAAGUCUGCUGCAAAUCAUAGUAUCUGACCAAGUGGAAUUUCCAGUGCGUCAAGCAGCUGCCAUUUACCUGAAGAACAUGGUGACACAGUACUGGCCGGACCGUGAGCCACCUCCUGGAGAAGCGGUUUUUCCAUUUAAUAUUCAUGAAAAUGAUCGGCAGCAGAUUCGGGAUAACAUUGUAGAAGGAAUCAUUCGUUCUCCUGACUUAGUGAGAGCCCAGCUGACAAUGUGCCUCCGAGCUAUCAUUAAACAUGAUUUCCCUGGCCAUUGGACAGCAGUGGUAGACAAGAUAGGAUACUACCUGCAGUCUCCAAACAGUGGGAGCUGGCUUGGGAGCCUCCUGUGCCUCUAUCAGCUGGUGAAGACUUAUGAGUACAAAAAGGCAGAGGAGCGAGAUCCUCUCAUAGCAGCCAUGCAAAUAUUUUUGCCUCGGAUUCAGCAGCAGAUGAUCCAACUUCUGCCUGAUAACUCCCAUUAUUCUGUACUGCUUCAGAAACAAAUCUUAAAAAUCUUCUAUGCUCUUGUUCAGUAUGCAUUGCCCCUCCAGUUGGUGAAUAACCAGACUAUGACUCAGUGGAUGGAGAUCUUCCGGACCAUCAUUGAUAGAAAUGUGCCACUGGAGACUUUGCAAAUUGAUGAAGAUGAUAGACCAGAACUAGUGUGGUGGAAAUGCAAGAAGUGGGCAUUGCAUAUUGUAGCUCGUCUCUUUGAACGAUAUGGAAGUCCUGGAAAUGUAACUAAAGAAUACUUUGAAUUCUCAGACUUCUUUUUAAAAACUUAUGCUGUGGGCAUACAGCAGGUUCUCUUAAGAAUCUUAGACCAGUACAGGCAAAAAGACUAUGUUGCACCACGUGUUCUUCAGCAGACAUUGAAUUAUCUGAACCAAGGGGUGAUUCACUCUGUAACAUGGAAGCAGAUGAAGCCACACAUACAGACUAUAACAGAAGAGGUGAUAUUCUCUCUAAUGUGCUACAAAGAUGAGGAUGAGGAGCUCUGGCAAGAGGAUCCAUAUGAAUAUAUCCGCAUGAAAUUUGAUGUAUUUGAGGACUAUGCAUCCACAACAACAGCAGCACAGAAUCUCCUUUACACUGCUGCAAAGAAGAGAAAAGAGGUAUUACCAAAAAUGAUGGCAUAUUGCUACCAGAUUUUGACAGAGCCAAACAUUGACCCAAGGAAAAAAGAUGGAGCUUUGCAUGUUAUAGGAUCCCUAGCAGAUAUUUUACUGAAGAAGAGUGUCUUCAAGGAUCAGAUGGAGCUGAUGUUACAGAAUCAUGUGUUUCCCUUGUUCAUGUCUAACCUGGGAUACCUCAGAGCUCGAUCCUGUUGGGUACUUCAUUCAUUCAGUGCUUUGAAAUUUCACAAUGAGCUAAACUUGAGGAAUGCAGUAGAGCUGGCAAAGAAGAGCCUGAUUGAUGAUAAGGAGAUGCCUGUCAAAGUAGAAGCAGCCAUAGCCCUUCAGACCUUAAUAAGCAACCAAGAGCAAGCCAAGGAAUAUGUGAAGCCUUAUGUAAGGCCAGUGAUGCAGGAGCUCCUGUACAUUGUCAGAGAGACAGAAAACGAUGAUCUCACAAAUGUAAUCCAGAAGAUGAUCUAUGAGUACAGCCAGGAGGUCGCUACUAUCGCUGUGGACAUGACUCAACACCUGGCUGAAAUAUUUGGUAAAGUACUUCAGAGUGAGGAAUAUGAGGAGGUAGAGGACAAAACAGUUAUGGCCAUGGGCAUCUUGCACACAAUUGACACAAUCCUGACAGUUGUGGAAGAUCACAAGGAGAUCACUCAACAGCUGGAGAGCAUUUGUUUACAGAUCAUUGGCCUUGUUUUGCAGAAACACGUUAUAGAGUUUUAUGAAGAAAUUCUGUCCUUGGCCUUCAGCUUAACAUGCCAGAUGAUUUCACCUCAGAUGUGGCAGCUUUUGGGUGUUCUGUAUGAGGUCUUCCAGCAGGAUUGCUUUGAAUACUUUGCAGAUAUGAUGCCUCUCUUGCAUAAUUAUGUGACCAUUGACACUGAUACUUUACUGUCUAACCCAAAGCAUUUAGAAAUCAUUUACUCUAUGUGUAAAAAGGUACUGACAGGAGAUGCAGGAGAAGAUGCAGAGUGCCAUGCAGCCAAACUCCUAGAAGUGAUUGUUCUUCAGUGCAAAGGACGGGGUAUUGACCAGUGUAUUCCCCUCUUUGUGGAGGCUGUUCUGGAGCGCUUGACUCGAGGAGUUAAAACAAGUGAGCUUCGUACCAUGUGUCUUCAGGUUGCCAUAGCUGCACUCUACUACAAUCCUGACCUACUUUUGCACACCUUGGAGAACAUCAGAUUUCCACACAAUCCUGAGCCCAUCACUGCACAGUUCAUAAACCAGUGGAUGAAUGACACGGACUGUUUUUUUGGACUCCAUGACAGAAAGAUGUGUAUAAUAGGACUGAGCAUCCUAAUGGAAUUGCAGAACCGACCACCUGCAGUGGAUGCUGUGGCUGCCCAGAUUGUUCCUUCCAUCCUCCUUCUCUUCUUGGGCUUAAAACAAGUUUGCGCCUCACGAGAGCUCACAGAACAUGAGGAUCAUGCUAAAGAUGAAAAACACUUUGCAGAAGAUAAUGAAGAGAUACCAAGCGAUGAGGAUGAGACAAAUGAAGUGAGCCAGGCAAUGCAAGAGAACCACAGUGGAGGAGGAGGAGGUGGCAGUGCUGGAGGUGGAGAGGAAGAGGGUGAUGAUGAUGAUGAUGAUGACGAUGACUGGGAUGAAGAUGCAUUGGAAGAGACUGCUCUUGAAGGGUUCAGCACACCUCUUGACCUUGAAAAUGGUGUCGAUGAAUACCAGUUUUUUACACAAGCACUUCUAACGGUGCAGAGCCGGGAUGCAGCCUGGUACCAUUCCCUGACCUCGCCGUUGAGUGAGGAUCAGAAGAAACAGCUGCAGGAGAUUUACACAUUAGCAGAGCACCGGAGAACUGCCGCAGAGACUAAGACAAUAGAACAACAAGGUGGCUACACAUUUGACAACAAAGGACUGAUCACAGCAUUUAAUUUUGCUGGAAAUACUCCCAGUGGCAACUGAAGGAUCGGCUACAAAGGUCAAUGGGAAGGGUUUCAUCAUUACAUUUUCUUGAAACCAUCGUGACUUCUGAGUGAUGGGGAGGGUAAUUUAAUGCUGCUGAAGGUUUUCUGGAAAAUAGUGGUGUGCUUCCCCCACCAGAAUGUUCUUUCUAACCAGCUACUGUAAUGUACAAAUUCUUGUGGUGUUUUUAUAAUUUGAUGGACUGAAAGGAAUCGUUUGUCCUCAAGGAACCUGGAUGACCGGGAGGGGCCAGGCUGCAUCUAAUUGAGUUGCACUUCUCAGGUUUUUGCUGUGCAGAAUUGAUAGAUUCAUAUGGAUAACAGUGCCUUCUGUUGUAUAUGGAUUGCCUGAACAAAUGGAUUUUGGAGUGCAUUAUAAUUUUUUAAGGAUAUUUCUUGAUACACUGUAAGCCUUGGUUCCAUGUUUUCCAAUCACCUGCUGUUCACAGUUCGGUUUUGUUGUUGGUUGCAUACAAAUUGCUGGGUUCAGAAUACUAGCACAUCUUCCCUAUUUGGUGCAGACCAAAUGUGUAGAGGGAGGUGUCUGUUGGAAUUGCAAUGCAUACACUGGUUAUGUCAAAGGGUCUUAAUAACGUGGCAGGUUUUCCCUUGAUGCAGUAGUCUUAAAUUGUUUCUCUUAGCCAUGAAUUCAACUCACCUGAGUUACAAUAGCUUGCCUGGCAGGUGGCUACCCUAAACCUACAUUAAUAUUAGCUCCUGCCUGGACAAGUGGUGUGGCCCUCUCAUGUAGAUGUUCUACAUGACAACUUAUUUCUGCUGUUAUUGAUGGAUAUUGGAUUGUACAUGGGAUAAUUUCUUUGGGUUUCAUUCAUUCAUUACCAUUCCAGUGGUAGUACUGAAUAAUGUGGUACAAAAUAU
Messenger RNA from Cinclus cinclus, 4046 nucleotides. RefSeq names its product importin 8 (gene IPO8). Lineage: Eukaryota; Metazoa; Chordata; Aves; Passeriformes; Cinclidae. Gene Ontology annotation, biological process: protein import into nucleus. Gene Ontology annotation, cellular component: cytosol; nuclear envelope. The coding region runs from base 16 to 3168 and encodes 1050 amino acids. The record is from RefSeq and is a predicted model, not a curated record. The transcript is spliced from 25 exons. Gene Ontology annotation, molecular function: small GTPase binding.